Messenger RNA from Aphis gossypii (cotton aphid), 1904 nucleotides. It is a transcript of the gene BckdhA, whose product is annotated as 2-oxoisovalerate dehydrogenase subunit alpha, mitochondrial. Bases 507 to 1781 code for a protein of 424 amino acids. The transcript is spliced from 9 exons. Gene Ontology annotation, molecular function: oxidoreductase activity, acting on the aldehyde or oxo group of donors, disulfide as acceptor. The record is from RefSeq and is a predicted model, not a curated record. Gene Ontology annotation, biological process: branched-chain amino acid catabolic process. NCBI's taxonomy places the organism in Eukaryota, Metazoa, Arthropoda, Insecta, Hemiptera, Aphididae.
CACCGGCACUGCGCACUGCCGCCAACCGAGUGCUAUACGCUUUAAACACUUCACAGUUCACGUUAUAUGGCUACGCCGCCGUCGACCUGUGUAGCUGUGUUAUAGAAUAUAAUAUAAUAUAAUAUUAUUAUUGGCCGUACCGGUCUGCGCAUGGGACUUAAAGGCAGCUGGUAAGCGCUGAGCGGGGCCCGUGCCCCGUUGCCCGCGGAAGCGUCGGUCACGUAAGACGUAGAUAAACCAUAGCAGGUUACAGGUGUCAAUACACACAUGACGCACUAUUAUUGUUGCCGACCAGUAUAUUCACGGUAUUCCUAUAGGUAUAUUGUAAUUAGUACCUGAAUAAAAAAAGAGUGUGUUCGGCGGACAUUUGAGUAUUUCAUCGUUCGCGUGUACUGGCGUAGUGGCCAUAACUUUAAAUCGUCUGAAUCCGACUCGUUAGUGUAAAACAGUUUUUCAUAUAUUUUUAGCACAAAAAUUCGAAUUUGAACAAUACACGUCCGAUCAAGAUGUAUUCUGCCGAGAUCAUGCUUAAAAGAUUGAUAAACAUAAAACUAUUUAAAAAACAAUAUAUGCUAAGUAGUACAAUACCAGCUAACACUGAAGAGUCUGUUUAUCGGGGAAUCAAUAAAGUUAACUAUACCUCAAAUUUAGAUAUAAAUGAACCAUCGUUAAAUAGCCCAGUGCCUAUUUUUAGAAUACUGAAUGAUACUGGAGACAUUUUGAACAAUUGUAAAUCUAUAAUUAUACCAGAAAAUAAUGAAUUAAUUAAAAUGUAUAAAUCUAUGGUUUUGUUAUCUAUUAUGGAUAAAAUAUUGUAUGAAUCUCAAAGGCAAGGCAGAAUAUCGUUUUAUAUGACAAAUGAAGGCGAAGAAGCUGCACAAAUUGGUAGCGCAGCAGGAUUAAAUUCUAAUGAUCUAGUGUAUGGGCAAUACAGAGAAGCGGGAGUUUUAUUAUUCAGAGGGUUUACUCCUGAACAAUUUAUGAAUCAAUGUUUUGGUAAUGUAGAUGAUCUUGGUAAAGGAAAGCAAAUGCCAGUACAUUAUGGAUCCAAAAAUCUUAAUUUUGUAACUCUUUCAUCUCCACUUACUACUCAAUUACCACAAGCUGUUGGAUCAGCAUAUUCGUUCAAAAGAUCAAAAGUCAAUCGCUGUACAAUUGUAUAUUUUGGCGAGGGAGCUUCAAGCGAAGGAGAUGCACAUGCUGCAUUUAAUUUUGCGUCUACUCUGGACUGUCCAAUAAUAUUUUUUUGUCGUAAUAAUGGAUAUGCCAUAUCAACACCAGCAAAUGAACAGUAUAGAGGAGAUGGUAUUGUAAGUCAUGGUCCUGGCUAUGGAAUUGCUACUAUUCGUGUCGAUGGCAAUGAUAUUCUUGCAGUAUAUAAUUCAGUUUUAAAAGCUCGAGAAUAUGUUAUGACUCACACAAGACCCAUUUUAUUAGAAGCUAUGACUUACAGGCGGGGACAUCACAGUACUUCUGAUGAUAGUACAGCUUACAGAUCCAAAGACGAGAUUAAACAAUGGUCAAUAAAAAAUCCAAUUAUAAGAUUCAAGCAAUUACUUGAGAAAAACAAUCUUUGGAAUAAUCAAAAUGAUGUCGAGUAUGAAAAAGAAACUAAAAAACAAUUGAUGCAGUUAUUUGCAAUAGCAUCAAAAAAAAAUAAACCAAAUUGGAGAGAAAUGUUUAAUGAUGUUUAUCACGAAAUACCUAAUAAUUUGUUGGAACAAAUGAACUCGUUGGAAGAUCAUAUAUCACAAUAUUCUGAUCAUUAUCCUAAACAGUGAAAGUUAAGAAAUAUUGUUAAUUGUUACAAACUUUCAGUUUAAUAUUAAUGUAUGUAUAUUAUUGUUAUAAAAAUUUGAUGGAAACCUAAUAAACUUAUACAUGCGUGUUUUGAAUUAAGAAAA